CUCUCCUUCCCUACUCUCUAUAAAAACUAGAAUAAAAUAAAUCUUAAUUGAGGUGUUUUUUGUAGAAAGGAGAGAAUGGUGGAGCUGCUUCAUUUGCUUCUUUAUCUCUCUCGUCUUCCUUCCCACCUUCCCUUUCUCUGCACUUGAUCUUCUUUGUUUUCUAUUCUGUCUAGGGUUUGAGUUCCGGGGCUCUCUUUUCUUCUCUUUCUUUAAUCCUCUCUCCACCUUUAUUAUUAAAAGAAAAAACCAAUCCAAUCUCUCAGCUUCAGCUCCUAUUUCGAUUUUCAAACGUCCUAUUUUUAUUUUUUUAAAUAAUUAUUAGUUUAUUUUAAAUAUUUUUUUCCUAGUUUUCCUGGGUUUCUUUUGAUGUGGGUAUGGCGGGGUUUGAUUUAGGCACAGCAUCUCGUUAUGUUCAUCAGCUUCACCGGCCGGACUUGCACUUGCAGAUGCAACAAGAAUCUGAAGAAGACAACAAUAGAGGUCAGUUCUCCGGCGACGGUGAUGAUACAAACCACCAUGGACUGGAGCUCGUCUCAGCCAACAGCGGCGGUACUGGCGAUCUCGUGGGUCGUCGGCCCAGAGGUCGACCACCUGGUUCGAAGAACAAGCCGAAACCACCGGUAAUUAUCACCAGAGAGAGUGCAAACACGCUUCGUGCACAUAUCUUGGAAGUCGGCAACGGUUGUGAUGUCUUUGAUUGCGUGGCGACCUAUGCCAGGCGCAGGCAGCGUGGGAUCUGUAUUUUGAGUGGAAGCGGCACUGUUACAAAUGUAAGCUUGCGGCAACCGGCGGCAGCGGGGGCGAUCGUGACAUUACACGGGCGGUUCGAGAUAUUAUCGCUGUCGGGUUCGUUCUUGCCGCCACCGGCACCACCAGGUGCGACGAGCUUGACUAUAUUUUUGGCCGGCGGACAGGGUCAGGUAGUCGGUGGGAAUGUCGUGGGUGCACUGAUUGCCGCCGGACCGGUAAUCGUAAUAGCAGCUUCAUUCACGAACGUGGCGUAUGAGCGGCUACCUUUGGAGGAGGAGGAACAACAGCAGCUUCAGAUACAACCGCCGGUUUCACAGUCUUCGGGUGGUGGCGGUGCUGCCAAUGAAGGUGGUGGAGGUGGUGGUGUCAACAACCCGUUUCCUGAUCCGUCUUCAGGUCUUCCAUUCUUCAAUUUGCCACUCAACAACAUGGGGAAUUUACCAGUUGAAGGUUGGGCUGGUAACGCAGCUGGGAGGCCUCCAUACUGACCAACUGAACCUGUGAUCGAUCUCCAAUGGAAACUAAUUAAGAGGAGGAAAGCUGAUCAGAAGACACCAACUACUUCUGCAUCAUCGAAUGGAUAGUUAGUUGUUCUUUUUCGGAUCAGAAAGGUCAGCAAAUUCAUGGUUUAUCAUCAUCAUCUCUUUUUUCCUCUCUUUCUCAUCAUGAGACCACUUUUAUGUACAAUUUAAUUAGUUUCUACUUUCAGUUGUUUUUGGUUUUGAUUUUCUAGAAAUCCUCUCUGGCUGUUAUUGUUUCUUGAUCUUCAUGGAACCUUCUUCUUAUUAAGCAAAUGGGUUUGAGGAUUUGUGGAUU
This is a messenger RNA of Macadamia integrifolia, 1566 nucleotides long. Its product is annotated as AT-hook motif nuclear-localized protein 23-like. Bases 375 to 1238 code for a protein of 287 amino acids. Gene Ontology annotation, molecular function: DNA-binding transcription factor activity; minor groove of adenine-thymine-rich DNA binding. The record is from RefSeq and is a predicted model, not a curated record. Gene Ontology annotation, cellular component: nucleus. The transcript has a single exon. NCBI's taxonomy places the organism in Eukaryota, Viridiplantae, Streptophyta, Magnoliopsida, Proteales, Proteaceae.